Messenger RNA from Rhododendron vialii, 946 nucleotides. RefSeq names its product protein SMALL AUXIN UP-REGULATED RNA 12-like. The record is from RefSeq and is a predicted model, not a curated record. Bases 29 to 523 code for a protein of 164 amino acids. Lineage: Eukaryota; Viridiplantae; Streptophyta; Magnoliopsida; Ericales; Ericaceae. Gene Ontology annotation, biological process: response to auxin. The transcript has a single exon.
ACUCAUUUUUCUCUCGUACCAAACAGAAAUGAUCUCUUUUCCGUCACUUUCAAGAGAAAAAUUGUUGUCGAGCAACAAAAUCCGCCACAUUGUGAGGCUCCACCACAUGCUGAAGCGGUGGCGGAAGAAAGCCUCAACAGCUGCCAGGCGGACACCGUCUGAUGUGCCAUCUGGACACUUGGCAGACGUGCCAUCCGGACACUUGACGGUCUGCGUGGGCGCCAGUAGCAGAAGAUUCGUGGUGCGCACGACGUACCUGAACCACCCAGCCUUCGGAAAGCUAUUGGACCAAGCCCAAGAAGAGUACGGGUACGCCAAUUCAGGACCAUUGGCCAUUCCCUGCGACGAAGUCCUCUUUGAAGAACUCUUGGGGUACUUGGGCAGGACAGAAUCUGGUAAAUCAGCCCGAUUCACGAACCUUGAGGAUUUCCAAAAGUGCCGUAUUGACGCCCGGUCCAAUUUGGAGUUCUGGCCCGAAUCUCGACCGCUUCUUAAUGAGCUCCCCGAUAAGCCUGUUUGGUAAAGAGUGGAUGGUUUACUAACCAAUUCCAAUAAAGUGGCGAGUUUGCGGUCAUUUGACUCGGCCGAUUGACCCGAGUUAGGGGUACAUAAAUUCAUGGGAGGGAGUUUUACUAACCAAUUCCAAUAAAGGUGAGUUGGUGGGGUUUUCUUUUUAAAAUUUUCUUUUUGUACUUGUUUCGUCUAUACUAAAUAAGGAGGUAAUUAAUUGGGGAUUUUAUUGGGUAUUACUAUAACUGUAAUAUUUAAUACUAAGUAGUUAAUAUCGAGUACGGAGCUGAGUCUCGUCAUAUUAAAAGCGAUGGCCAAUGGGUGAGCGAGUUGACUGUCGAGUCAUCCCGGAUUUGAAUCGGAUUGGAGAGAGAGAGUGUGUGUCUUGUAAUUUGCAGCUGGAUAGCAAGCGAACACGAGAUUAUUUGAUGGAUCA